Molecule: messenger RNA, 1785 nt
Organism: Quercus robur (English oak)
Lineage: Eukaryota; Viridiplantae; Streptophyta; Magnoliopsida; Fagales; Fagaceae
Product: receptor-like protein EIX1
Exons: 2
Coding region: 1-1785 (594 amino acids)
Molecular function (GO): protein binding
Source: RefSeq, a predicted model, not a curated record
AUGGCUAGCAUGAAAACCACCUUUCUACCUGCUCUUAUUUUCCUUGUUUUGCAAACAGAGUUUAUUUCACUUGAAGCUAUAUGGUCCAAUUCUAGUGCUGGCAACUCCACUGUGGGUUGCAUUGACAUGGAAAGGGAAGCCCUUCUUAAAUUUAAAGAAGGUCUUCAUGAUCCUUCAGGAACUCUUUCUUCCUGGGUUGGCGAAGAUUGCUGCAACUGGUUGGGAGUAGGCUGUAGCAAUCGAACAGGUAACAUUAUAAAACUCGAUCUCAAGAGGACAUUUUUCUGUGACAUGUAUUCUGAUAUUACAGAAUGUAUGAAGCACUCGUCUUUGGGUGGUGUUUUAUCUCCUUCUUUGCUUGAAUUAAAAUUUCUAAAUUACUUGGAUCUAAGCAGCAACUAUUUCGAAGAAAUUUCCAUCCCAAAUUUCAUUGGUUCUCUCAAUAAGUUGACUUACCUUAAUCUCUCCGAUUCAUGGUUUGGUGGAACGAUCCCUCCUCAAAUUGGGAAUCUUUCUAACUUGCUUUAUCUUGAUCUCUCCCCUUCACAGCCUGAGAAUUCCCUAACAGUUUCAAAUAUAAAUUGGCUCUCCGGUCUCUCUUCCCUAAAAUACCUCAAUUUGAAUAACGUGGACCUUUCCGAAGCAACAACUGAUUGGCUUCAAACUGUUAAUUUGCUCCCUUCUCUGUUGGAGUUGCACUUGCACAAUUGUGAACUUCAUUAUCUCCCUCAAAAUUUUCCCUCUGUCAACUUUACGUCACUUUCAGUACUUGAUCUCUCUGAUAAUGACUUCAACUCUUCUUCAAUUCCUCAAUGGGUGUUCAAUUUCACUUCCCUCACAAAUCUCCAACUUAGCUCUAGUAAUCUGGCAGGCUCCAUCCCUAAGAUUGCAAAGGGUAACCUAUGCAAUUUGAGGAACUUAGAUUUAUCAGAAAAUUUUUAUUUAAGUGGCGAAAUAACAGAAUUUUUCCAGGCCUUAUCGGAAUGCAGUAACAGUAGCCUAGAGGAGUUAUAUUUGGGCAUUAACCAACUCAUUGGGAAUAUCCCUCAUUCUUUGGGAAAUUUAAAACGUUUGAGAGAGCUUGACCUUGACAGCAACGCAUUCUCCGGUUCAAUUCCAUCAUCUAUACAAAAUUUGUCCCGUUUGGAGAUAUUGUACCUCGAAGACAACAAGAUGAAUGGAACCAUCCCAGAAUCAAUUGGACAACUUUCUGAGCUGAAAGAGUUGCAUCUCUCCGGGAAUUCUUGGCAAGGGAAUCAGUUGACUGGCAAGAUACCAGAGAAUAUUGGAUCUUUGCACCAAUUAGAAACUCUUGACCUCUCAAGCAACCAUCUUUCAGGUCACAUUCCCCCAAGCAUGUCUUCUAUGACUUUUUUGAGCCAUUUGAACUUGUCAUAUAACAACUUGUCUGGACAAAUUCCAUCAGCCAACCAGUUUCUAACCUUCAAUGAUCCGUCUAUUUAUGAAGGUAACCCACAACUUCAUGGGCCUCCUCCAUUGCCAACAAGUUUCUCAAUGCCAAGUGGGAAUGCAGAACAUAAAGAUCAAGAAGAUGUACAUGUACAUAACAAUGGUGAAGAUCAAUUUGAAAAUUUAUGGUUUUACCUAAGUAUUGCGCUAGGUUUCAUUGUGGGAUUUUGGGUUGUUUGUGGUAGCUUGUUGAUAAAGAAGUCUUGGAGACAGACUUACUUCUGUUUUGCUGAAAAAAUGAAAGACAGGCUUUUAGUGGUCAUUGCAUUGAAUAUGGCUCAUCUGCAAAGGAAGAUUCAAGCAGAAAGACAUUGA